CUGCGUGGUUUUCUUGUGGUUUGUGUUGUUGUUUUUUGUUUGUGUUGAUUGCUUCGACCUGUAAUGACAGGAAGGUGAAUGCCAGCGCUUCGGCGGAUCUGAGAGACGCCCCACUUUUACAGCCAAACGUGACCGUGUUUGAGUGCUUUGGAUGUGCGGUCAGAACUUGGCACAGUUUGCGUUAGAUGUGCCAGACUUCGCGCUUUAAAAGGGACGACGGGAGCAAUUAAGCAGACCGGAGAGCUUUGUGUAAAACGCAAGAGAAGAACAAAAAACAACAACAACAAAAAAAUCCGGAAAACUUCAGAGCGGAGCGAUAUGGAUCAUUUAUCCAAACAAAAUGUGUUAGUGGUGGAAUUCAACUCAUUUUCUAUGUAAAAGACCGCGUGGAAAACCAACCGCACUCAUGGUAAGACUCGGCACGUCGGUUCGCCUGAGCGUAUUUCCAGAAGAAAAGAUGGAAAAACGGUUCACAUGACCGAAGAACCGAUGACCUCAUGUGGAAUCGCCCAUAUUUCGGCAUUUACCCGCUUGCAUCACUUCACAGCCAGCAGUCGGGGCGAUCCGGUGAAGCCGAUGAGUUUAGUCAUGGCCGAUCGCGGCUCGCAUCCCCUUCCACGGAGCUCGGGUCUGAGGGUGUCGACCAAAAGCAAAGCACCAACCCCGCCAGGACUGAAAAACCUGGACUCGCCGGGUCUCUGCCAGUGGUACCCAGGAACCCUUCAUUUGACCAUGGAACAGAAGGAGAACCUCAUUGAUACCGACCUCUCGCUGGUCGUGGUUCUGCCCGGCGGGGUAGAAGAAGUGACCACGGUCCAUGGAAGCAAACCCCUGAUGGAUCUAUUGGUGACGCUUUGUGCAAAGUAUCACCUCAACCCAUCAAGCCACACCUUAGAACUGGUCACCGGCAACAAGAACAAGACCAAACUCAAGCCCAACGCUCUCAUAGGAACACUGGAUGCAGAGAAGAUCAUACUUAAACCCAAAGGGGAGGACAGGAACAAGAAGACAGGUCCUCAGAUGCCUGAGGCAACCGUUCGGAUGGUGAUAAACUACAAACAGACCCAGAAAACGAUCCUACGCGUUAACCCUCGCAUUCCCCUGGCUGAACACCUACCGGCCAUCUGUGAGAAAUGUGAAUUUGACAUUGAGACUACGGUUCUGUGGAGAGAUGUUCAAUCACUGGCCCCUUUGGACUUGUCCAACUCUCUAAACGAUUAUGCAAUAAGGGAAGUUUAUGCAAGAGACACUAAAGGACAACCGUCUUUCCCAGUGUGUCCAGCCUCACCUACGCUUGGAGGGGCAGUGAUGCCAGGCAAAGAUAAAAAUCAGAAAGAGAAAGAAAACAAAGGGCUCUUCAGCAAGUUUAGAAAAAGCAAGAAGAAAUCCGACCAGGCAACCACGGCCAGUGCCCCGGCGUCUCCCGUGCUGGUGAGCAAGCCUCGACCUCUCAGCAUGGCCUUACCUAGCUCCAAUUCGUCUCCGUUCAGCUUGCCUACGCUAUCCACCGACGUGCCCAAGAAGAGACGUGCACCCCCACCCCCUAUCGUGGUGUCCCAGAGCUGCCCGUCGGAACUCGGCGCUCGCCGGCGGCUUAACUCGGAGCCUACUGCCCAACUCGACAGUGACCAGAUGGCCGGUUUGAGUCGCGGGUCCUCAGCGGAGUCGUCGUUAAAGAGAACCAAACGCAAGGCACCUCCACCGCCCACGUCUCCUAGUGCCGUUGUCCAAGAAGCGGUUCAUCUGGACGAAAGUUUGCAAGGGGUGACGGCUGUUAACACACUGGAGGAGAUUAUGGAACAAGAGGAGACCACCGUUUCACUAAAGGCCAGCGAUACUCUGGGAGAGGCCUGCAGCCUCAACACGUCUGCUGCUGGUGUUUCGUUGCAUUCCCCCUCGCCACAUACCGAGAUACUGGCCACGAUGUCCAUGGAGAGCAAUGGGGAAGAUCAGUCUGGUGAUCUGUCCUCAGAUGGCGAUCCACUGCAGAGCACAGUGAAUGAUUCAUUAACUGUGAGUGAUGUGGGAACAACUGAUGACACCGAUGCAUCUCAAGUGGCCGAUACCAAUAGCGGUUCGGGUCCAGUUGGAAAUGUGAGCCAACACCCGAUGUGUGAAGAAGAGUCAACAAGCCAAAGUGUCCGGGGUGACUGCAGCACCGUAGCCAGCGUCCCCCCCCCGCUUGCGAUGCAGGAUGCAGAAGCGCCGGCGUGUCUCCACACCGUAACCCCCUGGGGGCAGACAGACGGGUCGGAGAGCCCCGCUGGAGGGCAUGCUGAAGUGCAAACUGAUUACCCCCCACCACCACCACCACCACCUGUGUCCCCACCACCACCACCACCUGUGUCCCCACAACAACACCUAGGACAAGUCCCUUCCUCCGUUAAUUCACCUGCCUUUGAGUCAAUGGCAAAGCAAGAUAUGGCCGCUGUGAUGCAUGAAGAGGACUCGCCCAAUCUCAAGCAGGCCUUGUCCCUCACCUCGGAGACCAUAUCGUGCCAAGACUCAACGCCAAGUAUUCCUGCCACAACAAAGGCGCCAUCUAUUUACGCCACAAACUCUGAGCCAAAGCCCAAGCCUUCCAACGAGCUAACAAGGGACUACGUUCCCAAGGUGGGGAUGACGACGUAUACCAUCGUGCCUCAGAAGUCUCUCGAGAAGCUGAGAUAUUUUGAAGUUGCCUUGACACUGGAGCCGCCUCCCGAAGCUCCGGAAGGGGGGCCGCACGGCGAGUCCCUUCAGCUGGAGGAGAGCACAGCGCCGGGGGAACAGACGGAAGUCUCACAAGAAAAAAGUGAGCCGCGAUCUGCUACAGAGUUACUGACGAGCACCGCUACUACCCAAGACACCGUUAAUGGAAGUGUAGCUGAAUUCAUUCAUUCCUCGUCACCAACAGCACUACUGCAAACAGGUGACAGUGUAGUAUCGUCUGCUAAUGGGGCAUCUCAAGCAGGUUCACCAGCAGAAGUCAAAGAGAUGAAAAUUCCACCUGCAACUAAACCUAAACCCGGUUCUUUCCGCUUGGCACAGCAGAAAAAACCACCUGGGUAUUAUGUAACCUCAGCAGCGGAAAAGAAUGUCGGCGCCGGUCCUCGGCCCGGCCAGAAGGAGUCUCAAAGAAGUGCGGGGAGAGCAAAGUUACCACCCCCUCCGUUUCCGCCUCAUGUGCAGUGUGGAGUGGAGACAACGGGGGCCUCUAAUGUUGAGCUGAGCCCUAAGGGGAAUGAUAAGAAUGUAGCAACCAUGCGAAUGACCAGGCAGAGUAGUUUGCCAUCUAAAGAACCAAGCACAGGGUUAAGCUUGGAGAAAUUAAGGAGCUUUGCAGCCCCGAGGCCCUAUUCCCCUGCAACCCCAUCCCGCUUCGCCCAGGCGGUGUCCUCUGCUGUAAGAAGGAGCCAGUCCUUUUCCCGCGGGCCAACGUCGCCCAACUUGCCUGCUUCCCCACCCUUCUCCGCGACUCGCUCUCCAGUCACAGAGUCGGACGGACUGUCUCCGUUCGAGGAUGGCAAAAAGAAAGCGGUGGAUGCUGACAAAGGCUCCACUCCCACAGCUGGUAGAGGUGGAACUGGCCUCUUUUUAUUGAGAUUGCUCAUAUAGAAGGAAAGAGCAGUCCAUAGCAGUGCCUUGAUUCUUCUGACAAUAGACCAGCUACUGAGGAGCUUAUCCUGUCUGCUUUGAGUUUUCCAGAAACCUUCAAUCCAUGACGCAGACGCAGGGACUUGUUGUACUUUUUUGGGUAGUCCCCAACAAUGUAAAUUAUGUAUUUUGAUCAUUAAUAAUUGUAUUUUGGUUUAAUAUCCCUUGCUCUGACCUGCAUAUUUGAAUGCUUCAGUUUUAUUUUGUGUGAUGAACAUUUAGCAUUUAAUGCAAGACUGUUAUGUGUGUUUAUUAAAUGAGAACAAUUCUAUAAAUUAUUAGGAAAUCUAUUAUCUAAAUAAUACUGGAUUUAUAAGAUUGACCAUGUCCAACCGAUGGUUCUUAAAUGCUUAGACUAUAUAUAAAAUCUAUAUUUAAGUUUUACGGUGUUUUGAUUAAGCGAUAUCCAGAAAUACACUGAUGUGCACAGCGCACAUUAUUCUGUCAAGUUGAUAUGAAUAAAGAUUUUAUUUCCGAUGUCUUUAUUAAAGUCGUUGCCCUCA
Molecule: messenger RNA, 4139 nt
Organism: Gasterosteus aculeatus aculeatus (three-spined stickleback)
Lineage: Eukaryota; Metazoa; Chordata; Actinopteri; Perciformes; Gasterosteidae
Gene: cobll1b
Product: cordon-bleu WH2 repeat protein-like 1b
Biological process (GO): signal transduction
Molecular function (GO): actin monomer binding
Source: RefSeq, a predicted model, not a curated record